Messenger RNA from Porites evermanni, 22093 nucleotides. NCBI's taxonomy places the organism in Eukaryota, Metazoa, Cnidaria, Anthozoa, Scleractinia, Poritidae. The record is from the annotation of a GenBank genome assembly.
AGGAAGAAAAUACAAGAAACUGAUACCUCCACUGGGUCAGGAAAAGACGCAGCCAAGAAAAGUGAAAAAGACCAACCCAGAAGCCACAAACAAAAGCAAAGCCAACAACCUGAGAACAAAGAAGGAAAUGAGAAUCGUACAAGUGGUGAAGAUGAUCACGAUAGUAGAGACAACACAGAAUAUUUUGCCACAUACAAGAAGAGUAAAAUGACGGUCUUUUUCCAUGCUGUCCUUGCACCUCAUUUCAAGUUUGAUGCCCAGCAAGGUGACAGAAUCUUCAUGAGGUUUGGUGGACCUGUCUUUGGAAAAUUCAAUGAAAAUAUCGUGGAAGUUUUUCCUAAAUGGUACGUUGUUUGGUGUUGCAUUGAGCACAAUGCUUCAGUGAGAAUACAUGUAUACAGCUGAAUAUAACUGUCCACUUUAUUGUCCAAGUUCCUAAUCGGUGUACAGACGAUAUUACUUUGCACAUUUCAAGUUUUUUUAUAAUGUCUUAAAACGUUCUUAUCCGUUUUUAACUGUGUUUAAUAGGUGCCUCAAGCUAACACUUUCCACUUUGUGUCUUGUUUUCGUAAUUUACGUUACCGAAGUGACAUCAGCAUUUUUUACCCGUUAAGCCUUGUGCCCAUAUAAAUCGUGCCUAGUUCAUAGACCUCAAACGUUUUGGAAGGAAGGAAGAAGUUCCCAACCUUUCUUCUCGGUUACGUCAUCGAAAUGAAUUGACCGUGUGGACCUGGGACGAUUAUGUAGCAUCACAUUGUAAUGUGUGUACUGUUGGAAUUCCAAGAGAGAAAGAAAGGAAUUAACAAUAUUUCUUUUGGCUCUAGUUCUCUGGAAAAUGAUUUUAUCUUGGUUGAAGCGCAGCUGUUGUUGCCAGUUGAUUACGCUUUUCGAAGACUGUUUUACAAGUACGUUGUGUGGAAGGAAAAAACGAAAGAUAAAGACAAGUAUGUGUGGGAACACUUAGUCGGCUUUGAUGUCCAUAGCAACAGGUGCCUUUUAAUUCCAAAAGCCAGGUGUGAAUCAGGAGGUAAUACAUUUUUUUACAUACUUAUUUUUGUUUAAGUAUUUUUUUUUAUUGCAAUCCAUCGUACUUGUCUUAUCAGAGGGGUAAGUUAAUCAUGAUUUUUAUAUAUUGCCUGACUGCAGAAGAAAGAAAAUAUAUUUACUGGUUUAUUCAAACAAACCUCCUCCCAAUCUCUAUUCAAGGUUAAUUUAUCUCGGUCCUGAGGGUGUCCCCUGAAUAGAUGUUACACUGUAAGCAAUGCCUUCGAAAGGUGAAAUAUCCCUAGAAUGACUUUCUAUUACUGACGUACUUACCCUUUGGCGAAUAUGUCAGCAAAAAAAAAAAGGUUCACGAGUAUGAUAUACGCGGUUUACCAUGAGCAAGCAUUCUUGCGUUUGACGUUAGAAGAACGCAACACAUAAUCUUGGGUGUCCUGUGGUACUCAAGGGUGACCUUUUUGUGGUACUCAUUUCGUCGUACGUCUGCAUUUUCUGCGCCAUGUUGAAUAAUUUAUCUUGUGGGCACAAAAAUGUUAAAUACAAUUAAUAGACCUUUUUACUGAUACGGCGGCCAUAUUGAAUUAAUUCGAUUUAAGGAGUAUUAUAGGAUGCCCAGGGGGGCAUGAGCACAUUUCGUUUGUAUUUUCGAACGCUUUUCGGGACAUUUUUUCUUAAAGUUUUCUUAGAAUAAGAUUGUAAUGGGAAAAAAGAUCCUUGUGCCGUGUUUUGAUGUAAUAAUGAUCGCCUUUUUCCCGAGAAAUAUACAGUGAAAGACCAUAUUUCUAAUAGUAAACUAGAAAAAGGCGAUCGUUAUUACAUCAAAACACGGCACAAGGAUCUUUUUUCCCAUUACAAUCUUAUUCUAAGAAAACUUUAAGAAAAAAUGUCCCGAAAAGCGCUCGAAAAUACAAACGAAAUGUGCUCAUGCCCCCUGGACAUCCUAAAAUACUCCUUAAAUCGAAUUAAUUCAAUAUGGCCGCCUUAUCGGUAAAAAGGUUUAUCUGACAGACGGAAUUAGUGAUGGUUGAGUUGCCCUUAUACGUCGAAGGUCUCGGGAUCGACUCCUGCCGGGUGAGACUCAUUUUCUUUUUUUCGUAGUCGUUUUGUUUUGUUUUGUUUCUUUUUAAAAAAAAAACAUAUGGGGAGCGUUUUGCAGCAUCAAUUUAUUAGGAAACAACGUCACCUUUGACAUUAAACGUAAAAAAGUUCGAACGCACUUCCUAAUCUGAGANACAUUUUUUCUUAAAGUUUUCUUAGAAUAAGAUUGUAAUGGGAAAAAAGAUCCUUGUGCCGUGUUUUGAUGUAAUAAUGAUCGCCUUUUUCCCGAGAAAUAUACAGUGAAAGACCAUAUUUCUAAUAGUAAACUAGAAAAAGGCGAUCGUUAUUACAUCAAAACACGGCACAAGGAUCUUUUUUCCCAUUACAAUCUUAUUCUAAGAAAACUUUAAGAAAAAAUGUCCCGAAAAGCGCUCGAAAAUACAAACGAAAUGUGCUCAUGCCCCCUGGACAUCCUAAAAUACUCCUUAAAUCGAAUUAAUUCAAUAUGGCCGCCUUAUCGGUAAAAAGGUUUAUCUGACAGACGGAAUUAGUGAUGGUUGAGUUGCCCUUAUACGUCGAAGGUCUCGGGAUCGACUCCUGCCGGGUGAGACUCAUUUUCUUUUUUUCGUAGUCGUUUUGUUUUGUUUUGUUUCUUUUUAAAAAAAAAACAUAUGGGGAGCGUUUUGCAGCAUCAAUUUAUUAGGAAACAACGUCACCUUUGACAUUAAACGUAAAAAAGUUCGAACGCACUUCCUAAUCUGAGAUUACUACUAGUUUAACUAAUUUAUCCUAUGCCACCCAUUAUGAAGAAGGGGAAUUCUAAAGAGUUCUUCAGAAAACGAUAUUAGGGCCGCAUAAAUUUCAGGAAUGACAGCUUUUGGUGGCAAACCUUAAAUCGUAAAAUCUGCUUAUGUCAUUACGCACUUGAGGUUUUGAUCGAACAUUCAUUAUAAACUCACAGGGUUUUUGCCAACUUUUCUGAAUUAGGAAAACAAACCAUACAAGCUAAAAAGGUGAAUGAAGGAGUAUUGCAACCAGUUCCUUCAUUUGAAUUUUUAGCGUGUAGCACACCAGCUUUUAGUUUUUGGAACGAUAUAUUUUUCAGCUAUGGAAAUUGAUAUAUGAAGUGUCUCAGUGAUUUCUUUUAUCUUUAAAUAUUGUUCAGGUGUAUGGCACCAGUAUGAUGAUGGAAUUUUUAGUCCACCAAACGCUGCUCAAAAGUUCCGCAACAUGAUGCCGGUAUGGAAGAGCAUGGAUCCUCUUGAAGGAAGAAAGAUAGCGACUUUGGCAAUGCUGCCUGCCUGGGAAGGAUUCACAGUAGGCCAAAAAGACACAACUAUGACCGCUUGGGAAGCAAUAACAGCUGUUGAGGAUCUGGCUUACUGUAUGAAAGAAACACGCGUGGAAGAACAUAGUAUCUUGAAGAGGAAUGUUCCACCACUGUAUGACUUCAACAGGGUACGUACGUUACCAUUGACAGUACAAAAAAGAUAGCAAUUAAAGAGGCUAUGUUACGCUUAAACGUGUCUUUGCAUCAACUGAAUUGGAAGAAUAAUUUUACAGUUUUGUUAUUAAAGAAUACAUUUAGGCAUUGGAACUGUUCCCUACAGGAUGCUAGUUCAUGUCUACCUCUCACCAUAAAACUAUGAUGGUUAGUGCUUUCUUCCUCCUCCUCCUCCUCCUCCUCCUCAUUUCUAUUGCUUUCCCUUCUCCUACUCCUCCUCCUUAUUUUUAUUGUUGUCCCUCCUCAUUCUCGUCCUCCUCAUUUUCAUUGUUUUUCUACCAAACAGGUUAUAUAGAGGGUCAGAGAGGCCAGAAGGGCCAAGAACGGGCUAAAUAACCUCUAUGAUAAAUAAAGGAAAAAAAUAGAAAUGAGGAGGAGGAGGAGGAGGGGGAGGGGGGGGGGGGGGGGAGGGGGGGAGGGACAAAAGGAGAGGGGGGGGGGGGGUGGGGGGGGGGGGGGGGGAGAGGAGGAGGAGGAAAACAAUAGAAAUGUGGUGGUGGUAUGGCUUUACUAUUCACAAAGCUGUGUUGAAAUACACGUUGAGUAUGGAGUCGUUGCAGGGUCGAUGUGGUGGAGGGUAAUACAAACUAAAGAAAAAUAAAAAAAGAGUUAGUCUUCGCCCUCGUUAAUAUGCACGAUUUGCGCGCCAAACAUCAUUGAACCGGAACUAGGACAAUAACAGCGCCAGAAAAUAGAACUUGCAUAAUUACGUUACGACUCAGUGAUUUCAAGUCCCUCAAAAAAGGAGUAACCGGUGAGCCCUAUACUACUGAAAGGUACAUCAUAAAGUGAUAUAAAGCUUAGUAAUAAGUAUAGAUCAGCGUGUUCCCGUAGUAUCAUUCCAAAUUUACCCUCAUGACCAGAACUGGAAAGGAUCCAACCUUCAUGGCAAAGAUAACUUUACAUGUAUUACCAGAAACUCAUAAGGGGUUGGGGUUCUGGUAUUACCUAAUGAAGCUCUCGUAGCCUCGGCUUAGGCGAUCUUCUAAUUCAAAUCAGAGACAUCAUCCAUUUGAACUUACAAAAUUAGUUGUUAGUUAAACGUUUAUUAGAGUGUUUGUAAAGUUUUCUCUGUAUGUAGUUUCAGUGCUCUUUUCUUGGUACUAACGCGUUGUUUUUUUAAUUCUCGACUCUUGCCUUUGUUUAUACCCCUUGUAGUUUCUAAAGGAUUUCCUCAAAGCGAAGAUUCACCAGAACUCUUCACUUCAGUCAGACGCAUCAGACGACAAAAAGGUUCUUCGCUUAGUGUCAUCCGUAGCAAUUGCUUACGUUCUUCACAGGCAUCCUGACAUUUCGCUCGAUAGAGAGGAUUAUGCCAACCUGUUUCCUUCUUUCAUUCUCGAGCGAGACCAGAACGUACAAACGUGUACUGUUUAUGACAAGCUCUUAAAACACUUCCCCAGCGUAGAGUGGCAGUAAGUCUUAUUCUUUGUUUGUAAAUAGAAUAGAUGAAAAGUGUAGAAAAUGUGGCAUGUCAGUAAUUUCAAAGAGAAGUGAAUUCUCGGCUGUCACGGGGACAUGCUCAUGGGAUUCUUUGGAAUUCUGAUUCUUCAAUGGGAAAUAAACAAUAAAAUUUUGAUUGUAUUUACAUACUCUUCAACGUUACACCUAAAUUACCUCUGGAAGAAAAACAUGUCCUGUAGUAAAUACUCUAUAUUACGGGUCUAGGACAGAUACGAAAAUAAAUAAUUGCUGUAACUCUUCAAGCUUAAGGAAAACAUUUUAAAGCGCAAACACAAGUACCAUCGUUAAUGGCGUUGACAGGAACAUGUCACUACUCUCAGCUAGACUGUGCUGAAUAACAGGUUAAGUAACAGCAGCGUUAUUAUUAUUAUUAUUAUUAAUAAUAUUAUUAUUGUUAUUGCAUGAUGUUGUUAUGUUGUUGCAAUAUGGCCCUCAUUUCCUUUCGACUCUUUCGUAAAAAUUUGGGCAACUUGCGAGAUGUUUUUGGGCAAAUGGUUUACCGCCCCCCCGAGCAAAAAAUUUCCCGUACGCCUAUGCUUGCAAAUGCAGUUUGACUUGAGUGGAAAGCUAUUACCCACAAGACGAUACUUAAUCAAGACCUUGUGAAAUGUAUGAAAUUUAGAUAACAAAGGAUAGUGUGGGCGAGCAGACGAUCUAAAGAGAUGCCAACGAUUGGGGAGAGACCGUUAAUUUGCGAUUAAAUCAGUGUUCGUUUAUUCUUCACCAGGAGACUGGGAGAGGCUAUUCAGGCUAUCUGUAGGAAUGUCGCCAAGCAGUGUUAUGACCUUCAUGAGUGGUUGUUUGCGGUACCCUUGGUUCAUUUUCUGACUCAAGCAUCAGAGCCAUUUACUAGUGAUGUGUUGCUCAUAGAAGAACCUAAACGUAACGAUGACAGCUGGUGGGGUGCCACUGGCUUUGAAACGAAAUGCGUCAGAGAAAGGAGUUUUAGUGAAAAAAGGUAGCUUAUAACAAACCUACUAGUUUAUUGUGUAAGAUAUAUCACUUGUGAUGGGUCCUUUGUUAAAAUACCAUGAUAUUCGUUAAAGUGCAGUUAGCUUUCCGUUCAGAGGAAAACAAACUUCUAUGUCUUUUUUUUCUUGACAAUUUGCAUGAUAAUCGUAUUUGCAAACAAAAGCACCGUUUGUAUAGCAGUGGUUUAAUGCGUCUGUUUUUGGUUUCAAGAUUAUAGGUGGUUUUCAUGCAAUCUCGGGAGACACAAAUAACAAUGGUGAAAUGAACAAAUGCUGGUCGACAAACAAAGCGAGCUAAUGAGCGAUCUUUUGUUUACAAUCCACCAGCAUGGCGGCGAUGACGUAACGUGAAAACCACCUAUAUACAACGAUUACAGCCGAACACAUGGGAAAAAGUCAAUACAAAACGGACAACUUUAUGCCUAGUUAUCGUUGAACAAAAUAAGAAGGAGUCCAAGUCAAGGAUAUUUUAGCAGAAUCAACGUUCAGACACUUUAGCAGAGAGAAAAUAUUAGUUUCUUGUAACGAUUAGGUGCUAAAGCGUCCCACCGCUCUCGAACCAUUAAAGGAAUAGUCAAUUAUGUUUUAUUGUUUGACGUUUGCCAACCAGCCCAUUACAUUUACGAAAACGAAUGUUAAGUUGUCUGCUUUAUUUCUUUCGUGUCUCAGAUGUCCGUCGUCCUGGAUUCAAUAUUUGUCUCCAUUAUUUGAGCUGGAUCCUCUCUUCAGAAGGACGUUUCUUCUGGUUGUUCCAGUCAAAGAGUUUGGCAAAAUUGCUUUUUCGGGGGCUUUUACUCCUGCUGAAAUAUAUACCACGCUUGCUAAGGGUCUGCUUGAAAAGGGUCACAUACUACAAAAUUGUCCAGAGGUAACUGUAUUGGGAAUUUUGACAUUAAACCUUGUCAGAUUGGUAUUUUGUGGUAAACGUUACGGCUAUAAAGUCAAGUUUGAGUCUAUUACGUUACACUGGCACCCAGGGCUAAAAGCGAAGCUCUCGACAAUAUUUAUCAUGUUUGCUCAAACAAAAUAUAAAAUCGUGUAAUGCUAAGCGGUGAAGGCAACGAGAGCGGUGAAAAAACAACAAUAGGUCUACAUAGGAAGCAACUUUGCAUGUGCAGCACACUUUUUUUGUACAUUUCUUUGCUGUUGUUUUGCACGACUACAACGUGAAACUUCCAGAAACGUUUAUGGAGGAAAUGUCGUACGUGUUCUUGUUCACUUCUUUUUUACGUCUCGCAUUUUCAUUCUGGUGACCGCUAGCAUUUCUCAUUUUCUCACCGCCGCUACAAAAGUUCAUGUUGUUCCUCCAACAAAAAAUGUUUCCUUUGUUUUUUCUCUCUCGCUUAAGCUCUUUUUCUCGUUGAGCUCCGCUCUCCGUUUUCGUCUUUAUUGACUCUUCAGUUGUCUUUGCGUCACGAGACGCGGGUGGCCAUACGCUUUCUUGCCAAAGUAACGUGACAUUUGACAUCGGCUUACAUGUAGUGGGUGUAGGGAUGGUUGGCGUUCGGGCGAACGCUAAGUCAUAACCAAAUUGUCUUGUUUCCAUGGGCUUCCACUGUGUCUUUCUUUCGUGUUAUUAAACGACGCAAAAUUUUCAACAAAUUUUAGUGUAAAUAUUUUGUCUCGGAUGCAAGUAGGGCGUCGUAGGUAGAAUAUAGAAUUUGUUUGGUGUCAUCUCUCUAAAUUUGUGUUUCAGUAUGACAAUUUAUUUUAACUAGAUGGAUGCUGUUGCCAUCAACUUAAAGAGAGAUGUCAAGUCAGUCCUUGAGGAGAAGACUAAAGAGUAAGAGUGCCAGUGGUUCUCGCAUUUUUGCUUCUUAGUAAACUUUAAACUUAUAUGUAUUUCUAAACAGUCACUUGUCAUCUCAUGUUUGAAUGUUUUGUUGUAGUUUGAAUGACAGUUUGAAUGGCUAUCCUUCACUAGAUCUUGUCAUUGUGAAAGGACUGUUUUUAAAAAUUUAAUACUCAUUACAAAGUAGUCAUGAUCAUUUAUAAACCAUUAAAUUUAACCGUUCUCUCUUCAUAAAAUUUUCAAUUUCGUUUGUCAUUAGGUUUUCCAGCCCUGAUGAUAAAGUUAUCUGGAAGCAAGAAGUUCUUCUCUGUUGCAUCUCCUGCUUGCGUAUUCUAAGGGCCGUUAGUAAUUCUAAAUGCAGUAUUGAACUCUUGCUUGACUGUUUGCGAUGCAUGGAGACCUGCAUGUCUCUGCUGUUAAAGACCGAUCCGCAAGAACAGGGGCAAGAGCAAGCUUUGAAAAAAGUGGAACAACUGCUAGCGGAGGGUUUUGAAGUAAUCAAGAUGUGGUCGAACAAAACAUUGUUGGACAAAUUUCCCUGCUACCUCACAGAUGAAAUAGAGAAAGAGCUUAAGGUAGAUUGAAAAAGUGUUUUUUUUCUUAAGUCUAAUGACAACAUAUGACACGUUUAAUUUAGAAGGAAAGACUUCGAUCCGUCAAUGACCAUCUUUAGUAGAAAGUGAAAUGUCAAUUUACUUUAAAAUUUGCAAUUAUAUUUGUAACAAAGAAAUAGUUAUAAAUCCUAGCACUGAUUACUGAGAAUGGUGCAACACCUUGCUUGGUCUCCGCUCGGCUUUCUCCCAUUGUUUUAAGAGCUUCCUUGUAUCUACUGAAGCACAAGUGGUGCUCUGAUGCUGAAAAUGGAUGCGCUUGAUAAAAAAUAUUACGAUUUACCUUUGAUGAUACCUGCGUAGCAAUUCUACAACUUGUUGAUGUGACAACAAAAAAAUAAUAAAACAAUCUUACUCGUUCAUGAGAGUUUACUAAAUGAAUUGUAGAUCUGGUCAAACUUACUCUCCCUGGAGUGGACAAAUGAAAGAUGUGAAGAGCUUUGGAAAGGCCGUGUGUUAGAGAAGUUGGAAAAGCGUUUGGAAGAGGUAGGAGAAUAAUUAUUUUGGGAAAAAAAUUUUAUUUGAGCUGAUAUAUUGUGACAAGGUGAUACGAAAAAGAUGCUUAUUUUCUUAGUGAGUCGAUUACCAUACCAUUCUCGGAGACCCAGGGUCAGUCAAUCGGGCCGAGAGAAAAGGCGCGGCGAACGUUUUCAAGCACAGGCGGAAAAACCCCUGGGUACCGACUCUCACCGGACCAUUUCCAAACGGUCAAACGAAUGCUCGCUCCUGAUUGGGCACAAAAAACGCUUUAUAUGAUUGUUCCCAAUCGGCGAUGAGCAUCUCUAGAGUUCUUUUAGUUAGUACACGACUGUUGUCGCGCCAUACUUCUCCGGUUUGUUUACCAAGGUUGUGCGUGCAAGGGAAAAUUUCAUUUUGUACUUUCCUAACCAGAAACGAAGGAGCUACCGAUGAGUCGGAAAAACGUUUCAGAUGCAAAUUCCGUUUCUGACCGAUCACAGUCGUAAAUAAUUGGAUUUUAAGAUGCCACGACGGUGACGACAACGAGAACUUCAAAAAAGCAACAGCUUGACAAGGCAAAACAACAACUUUGCGCGUGCAUCACGCUUUUUUGUACAUUUCUUUACUGUCACUGUUAGUACGACUACCACGUGAAAAUACCUAAUUUCACGUUUUGAGGUGGACGUAAACAAGCAAUGAUAAAAUUGUCUUUUUCUUUCUGAAAUUGGAUGUGGUUGAUAGGAUUUCAGCUCCGAAAGAGUUCGCUUGCAGUUGACAAAGUAAGUGAGCUGGAAUAAUCACGAUAGAGAUUGAAAAAACGCGAAUUCACUUUUCAAGCAACGCUUUCCUAACCAUCAGCCGUCUCUUAUAUUUACGAAGGCGUGAUCGAUGCAAGCUUGAAUACCCGUUGUCAGCUCAAGCUUGUAUUUUUGGAAAAGCGUCUGUAAAAUACCCUUACAUACCUCAUACGUUUCCAUGUUUUAGUCAACGGGUAGACAGUACACGUAUUUUGAAAUGGGGAGUUUAUAUCAAACUGAAAGUUUCCUAACUGCGUGCAUUUCUUUGGUGAAAGCCAGACAAGCCGUGAUCGAGACAACAGGGAGCUUUAGGAAAGACGUUUUUGAGCAAGGCACGUCAACCGGAAGUGAGCCCUUCUCCCUUUCUAUAUGCCUUGACUCUGACAAAUUUGUAUUGCUAAGUUUCUUUUCUCUUAUAAAGACAAUUUACCUGAGAGUUUGAACCAAACCACUGCCCAAUGAUGCAAUGGUCCGGUGUGAGUUAGACUACGAGCAGUCCCCCAUUUGUCCUCAGGGACAGUAGAGCGAGCGAAACGCGAACGCGCGCGAAAAUCACCCCACGCGAGAAAAGGCGACACGCGGCGGCUCGCCUUUCUAGCGUGGGGCGAGUUUCACGCGCGCUCGAGUUUCGCUCGUUUUACUAUCCCUGAGGAAAAAUGGGGGACUACUCGUAGUCUAGGUAUGAGUUGGUACCCAGGGGGUCUCCAGUUCGUGCUUGAAGAAAACUUUUGUCGCGCCUUUUCUUCCGACCUGACUGACAACCGCUGGGUCUCCCAGGAUGUUACUAUACAUUCCCAGUGUAUUGCACUCAACAGCCUCGACUUUAUCUGCAAUAUGAAGACAUUAUAGACCUGGGGCCGCUUGCUCGAAGCCUGGUUACCGCUAACCGUUGGUUAAGAGGUAUCAAAUUGUAUAGGUUUCCAUGGUAUUUAACGCUGGUUAGCACUAACCAUGCUUCGAGCAACCCGGGCCUGUUGUCUAUUUCUUUCAAUAUAUAAAACCAUCAAUAUAGUUUUUUUUAUAGUCGUUUGAUUUUUCCUGUCUUUUAGCGUGACUGUAACGAUCUGGUUGAAGUAUUCAGUAAAACUAAUAUGGUGGCUCAUCAUAGUCGUGUUCAAGACUUGAUCUCUGAAGUAACAUUCCGAAAAGUUGAAGGCAUGCUUCAGGUAAUCUUUGCUCAAGUGCUCUGUUAGUUGUGUGUCGUCUGUUUACAUAGUAUGUUUACACUGUCUUCUGAUCUCUCAUUUUGACCCACCAUGUCAACACUCAAACAUCAUAGUGUCAACAUUGACGAAUUAAAUUAAAAAAACGUUUUGAUGUGCUAAAUUAUCGUUUGUCUCACGGAGGUCACUGCCGACUGAACACUGCUGGUCUUUAUCUGGUGAUAACAUCGUGACUGUGAGUGAUUUCUGCAUGUGUAACUUUUCCCAUGAUUGGAGAAUUUUUUUUUUCUGGCACACUGAUCGAAAAUUCUAACCGUGAGUGACGCCUGAAGUGCACAAAUCACCAGCAAGAACCACGGUCCCACUAAUAGUCCCGCACUUUCAAUCGACACGAUCGUCUAAUGGAGAGCAGCGGUAGGCGGUCAAAGUGUCACGAUCCGGAGUAACAAAAAGGCAAUGCGAGGCAAACUAUAAACGAAGCAUCAAACACAAAUCACGUGGAUUUGUAUAUUUCAUUAUAACUAGUUUUGUAAGUAAACACGAAAUAUUGCGGUGUGAUUCUCAUUUCUUUUCUUUGCCCUGCAACCAAGAGGGGGAAUGAACGCGAAGACGUCUUCCAGAACCUUUCCGUAUAUGGGCUUGGAUCUCCUCAAGCUCAAAAAUGUGGCGAGCUCUUAACGCUGAUGCUUACUCAUUCCUGGCCUAAACCACAAGGAGAUGUUCCCUGCUCAAGUAGAAUUAUCCUCCAUCAAGUUCUGACCUGGAGGUUAUGGCCCUGCUUUUUCCAGAGAUUUGGUAAGAUGUGAAUUAAAUCCUGGCGAGUGAGGAUACUCUCUUGCUUUAAACCUAUCGGUAUAAGAUCCUCUUCCAUCCUUGCAAGGUUUGCAAGGUAUACAAUAAUUGAUUCCAAACUACCAGACCGGUCUAGGGAUUAUAUGUUCCUUUUUCGUUAGGUCUUAAAGCUCCUCGCUUCUGCAGACAUAACGUAUUCAAUGGCUGAAGCCUUAAAUUGGACUAGUUGUCAUGCAGAUGGCGAAUUGUUUCUUCUUUUUUCCAUCCGUCGAUUUAAACAGUGAAAGAGAUGUAAAUGUUAAAGUCCUCUGCAUGGGAAUUAGGGACGAAACCUCAAAGAGAGAUCGCUCUUUUUUUGGUGGCGUUUAACGAGAGUCUCAACUUUUUUUUAUAUGUCGGUAAGAUCACGUAUUGCCUGGGGGGGGGGGGGGGGCCCCCCCUUUUUUCGGGUUUUUUUUCCCCCGGUGGGAAAAAAGCCAUCACGUUUUUGUGAGUUUCAAAACUUUUUUGGGGUUGUUUUGUUUCGCACCUUGCCCCAUGUAAAACUUUUUUGGAUUAUGUCGAACUGCCCCCCCAAGAGGGAAAGUGAGAUCUCAGUGUGGUACACUAUAUAAAUAUAGGAGCGGUGGAUAUAGUCGGUCGGAGGUUUUUGGUGUGUCUAUGUUUGUUAGUUGUUUCUUUGAUUGUUUAGUGUGUCUAUUUAAUUUCGUUGGAGCGAUGGCGGGGGGGGGGGGGGGGGGGGGGGGGAGCACACGCUUUUUUCGGCUCUUGUUUCACCCGUCGAGAAAAUAGCUAUCACGUAUUGUGAAGUUUCAAAACAUUUGUCGGGUUGUUAGGAUUCGACCCUCGACCCAUGAAACUAGUCUUUGAAUGAGGUGCAACUACCACCCAAGAGAGGAAUGAGGCAAACAAUUUUUCCAUCGUAAUACUUCUAGGUGUUUGACUAAUCGAUUAAUACAAUUUGCGUCCCCGUCUAAAAUAGCUGUAAGGGUGACAUAAGUACUGGGAAAAUUUAAAAAGGUAGCCAAAUAUCAUCCUUUGUGGGCUAAGUUGAAUAAUUUUGUUUAUCAAAGUUGUUUUCUCUUGGUCGGUCAGGUAAAGAGUCUGAUUAUCGCAAUGUACUAAGACCUGACGGGCAAGAAAUUUUGAUGAAGGCAUUGUCAUCUAUUGAAGCUGCCGUGAAGUACCUGAAAGAUGGAUCUAUUACAUUCCAAAUACUAACUCUAAUCCGUGAUCACUCUGAGAGAUUUCUGGAGCUUUGUGGACAGAUCGAACAGAUUACUAAAGAAAAAAGUAAGGAAUACCUGGAACAAUUAUUAAACCAGCGUAUCUCAGAAGUAACCGCAUUUCAAGACCAACGGGACAAAGUUACUUCCUUUGUCAGAACGUGCGCACUCAUUAAACAAGGUACACAAAUUACGUUGCGCGUUUUUUAUACACCAUAGCUAUGUACUAGUUAAGUCUAAGGGAUGAUAUCAAACCUGGCGAAGGGGAAAAGCUAAUGAGAGCAAGUAACACAUGUGCAUUAAUCCACGGUCUGGUCAGAUCCUCACGCCUGCACAUGGCCAAAUCACUCGGGAAGUGGCAGUUAUGGAUAGCUGUUACGCUCCUUUUGGAGCUUGUCAGUAUGGCAUAGCCGACAGAUCUCUGAACGGCCAAACCCGUAUAUGACAGGUCCUUUAUUGCCGAGUUCCACACAACACAUAUGGUAGCAGGGAUCCACAGGGCAGUUUUCCACGGCACGUGCGGGAAAGGUGGAUCAGCAUUUCUGCCGAUCUUAAGUGAAUAUGAUCAUCUGAGUGAGUGUAUUCCUGAAUAGGACCGUUGGUAGCGGAGACUAACGUUUCAUCAACCAUUUAGAGUCAAAGUCAGAUUGAUAUCAUGCGGGUCUCAUUUCCCAUUGGCUUGAUGUGUAAAUGACACAUGAAUAGAUUCAACUUGACAUUUUCUGUUUUUGAUUUUUUUUCUUUUCUUUUUUUUUUUAGUGAGUGUAGAUGAAUUGUCCAAGAAGGCUGUUGUGGACGUCUUGCGUCUGCCGAUUAAAGAGCUGGCACAGUCGGUAGUUGUUGAUGGUAAAGUUAGACCGGUGGUAACGUUCUUUCAGCUCUCGCCUAAGGCAAAGGAGAUGAUUUCAGAGCUCAGCAAACUACGCAACAGUACAUUUUUUCGACGAUUUUGGAUUGAAAAUGGCAAAAAGGCACUUUCACGCAUAUCACAAAGACAAGGACAUAAAGACUUGCUUAGUGUUGACGAUGUUGAAGAGUUGGUAUGGGCACCAUCAAUUGAACAGCUGCAGUCGGUGCAAGAUCGUUUUCUGAAUUGUACCAUUUCGUUUCAAGAGAUUGACAAGUUCUUUCCGGUUUUCAAGAGCAGCCAAGACCUCGCUGACGAGUUCAAGCUUAUCACCUCAAGAAAUAGCAUUAUAUUAGCAGCCCGCGAAUUGAUAAUCGACCAGCGCAUUGAACAGAUAAAUGAAUACUACAAAUUGCAAACCUGCACUGCCGCCGCUAGUGACAUCCUGAAAUUUAAGGACAGUUUAGGCCUUCAAGGAGAUUUUCAACUGGUAGAAGACCUAGAAAACCAGGUUCAUGUCGACCUUAAUUUAUUUUAAUUCUCUUUUCUUCCCAAUUUGAAAAACCUUGAAAUGGCUGAAAGACAGUCCCAACACACUAACUUCCUGCUUGGAUUGGUAACUGAGUUAAAAGAUAUGACCCGCCUGGCUGGUUCAUGUCACUUCUUAUCGUAAAAUGUUUAAGAUUUUCUUAUCCUUUUUACACAGAUGAACAAGGAAUUCAAACAGAGACCACUAAAGACUAUGGAUAAAGCUUUACAAAAUGCAGGCAGAUUGUUGUCGCUGAUAACUCCUGAGCGUGCAGAGUGUCUUGCUGCUGUAGCUCAAUGCAGAGAUUUCAUAUCUUGGAUAAGGAAAACGAUCAAAGGUAGAAUAUACGCGGUUAAUUUAGCUAUGUUCACACUGCGCUUAAGAUAAGUGGGCUUAUUGACAAGAGAAGCAAGGGACGAUGUGUAACUGUGUUGCUACAUGACCGUUAAUAAGACAAUGAGUUUUGACCUUUUAUUGUGACCUUCUAUUCCUGAUAUUAAGUGACUGAACUGUGAACUAAGCAAGUCAGCGUAUACUGGUCACUCCUGUUCCGCAAACAGUGAGUGAGAAACCAAACGGCGUUGGUCCGACCCUCUUAAGCUAAACUUCCCAAUGCUACCAACCACUAAUUGUCGGCAUUUUGGUUGGUCGUUUACCAUUCGUAUUGAACUCUAGACUGCCGUAAAGAGUCUUUAAAAUACUCACUAAAAACGUUACCACUAAUCGUGAUUAUCACUUACUGUUGAGCUUAUGAUAUAUAGAUAGUUAGAUUAGAUAGACAUGAGACAGACACAGACCGGUGGACAGACGCUAAAACACGAUUGUGAUUGAUUCAAGAAAAAGCCUGGAUUUAGUCGUGACUGGACCUUUCCCUCUUGGGAAAAGCUUGUGGAACCCCAAAUGAAAUAGGGCCAUUUCUCAUCCUCGUCUUUCCCGACUCCACUCACUUCUGUCAGGAGAUCCUGUGUGUCAUGCAGUACGUGGAAUACUUCGUCGCAUUUAUCUUUUCUUGUCGAACUCUUUCUUAGGCCCCCAAGAACUCAAGGUCCUUGUGGAUUUGGCCAUAAUCUCAGCUGGGGAGGCAGACAUGGAAACGCAUAAGAUCACAUGUCUACAUACCAGCUGCCUUGGCUUCGCUUCUCUCAUCUUUGAUUUGCAACCUACCUUUGGAUUUGAGAAACUGAUGAGAGCUUGUGAACCAGUUUGGAAUGCUGUGGAUGCUGACCCCACCCUCCCAGAAAAAUUGGUAGGCUUGUUUAGCAUAGAGUAUGGCUAAAUAGGUAAAAUGUUUAUUUUGUCGCAAGUGUGAUGGGUCUUGAACCUAUCAUUUCUGAGUAGCGGUCUUUUUGGUUGAUGGCGUGUUGUUUAGGAAUGGAAUUUUAAUUUACCUGAAAGGAUCAUGCAGGUAUUCCAAGUCGUACAUUUUUGAAGAAGUAAAAGUGAAAUAUCAGUACUCCUGUACUUAGUGGUAUGUUUGGAUCAUUUUGAAAUUCCGUUUAAGUAGUUAAUUCUUUCUACGUUGAUGUUGCCGCCUUAACCUCCUAUCGUACUAACGUAGAGUAAAGUAAAUGACGGAAUGUUGAGAUUGCAUCUGGCUCUGGUAGAUUUGCGUUAAAAUGUCAUAUUUCCUAAGUCUUCUUCAACAGGACAGCCAGCCAGGAAAGCCAUUAGGGAUUACUACAAGUAUUCCAUCUACCCAAUGACAGUUACAGAAUGGAAUAGACUGCCAAGGGAUAUAGCAUUGUCCAAUUGACCACUCCAGAAAAUACCAUAACAUACCAUAAUUCUCUUUGUUUGUCACCCCAAAAUUUUGCAUAAGCAUUGUUUUCAGUUUCUCUCGGGGCCAUUUUAACUCCCAAGAGAAACUGAAGACAGUGCUUAUGCAAAAUUUUGGGGUGACAAACAAAGAGUAUUAUGGUAUGUUAUGGUAUUUUCUGGAGUGGUCAAUUCGCUGGCUGCUUUUAAAAUUUUAUUCCUUUGCGCUCAUAAGCGCCUUUUCAGUCACUUUUGUUUUCCCUUUUUUUAGAGCGGUCUGAAAUGCUCAGUAUUGAGUGACAGACCUAAAAGGUAAAUGUAAAUGAAAAUGUAAACAGGACAGUCACACAAAAGGUCACUACUUUAAACUUCCCAAUAGGCCAUUUCCGAAUUCCCUUAAGCCUCUUUUUCAAAGUGAGUGCUGGUGCACAUCUUUUCGUUUAAAAAGAGGUUAUGAUACAAAUGAAAAUGAUGCUAAACUCAUUUUUAUCUGAAAGCUUGUCUACCAGGCCUCGCUGUGAUAGAGAGGCUGACUGCAGCUUAGAAAUGGGCUGUAUUCUGAUGCUUUGUCAACGGAACUACUCAGGAAACUUCGGUUGCACUUCUGCAUAUGAGUGCGUGUAUCAUCAAUUCUGCGUUUUUUGCCAUUAGCUUCCACACGUAGUAUUUUAACUUCUUUUUUUGUCUUUUUACUUACUUUGGCCUUAUGCAGGUAGCCACAAGUCGCCAGUUAGAGUGGUUGAAGGGGGUAAAAAAGUCUCAUGGUUCAGUGGCAAUGUCCUCUCUGAUGGAAGCUCAAACUAUUAAUGAAAAGGGUGUAUAUCGAGUUGGAUGUCCCAGUAAGGAUGCCUGGACAUCAAUGGAAACGUUUUCACUGGAUGCUGUGAUUGAACUCACGGUAGUCCCAGAUAAGAAAAGAUUCACUCUUGACAACCUGAAGGAUUUACAAAGUAAACUGAUGCUUAUUGCGGCCAAAGCUUCACAUGGAAAAGAAGACGUGGACCGAUUUGUUGAUGUAAGUCCAACCUUAGAUAGUUCUUAAGUCUGGUCAGUUAAAUUUGAAACAGUUUAAAUGCAAUAUAGAGUGAAUUUUUCUGCAACAUAAUAGAUGUGAUAUUUUGCCUGACGUUUCCUUUCGUGGCUCGAGGGUACUUUAAUCUUAUAGGGUUACAAUUGCUUACAGCUGAACGCAAAGUGUUAUGUGUACAUGGUUUUCUUAGAUGGAUUGUGACAAUCGGCAUUUAGGAUUGCCCACACAUUUAUUUAGUUGUUGCUGGAAUUACUGAUCACUUUCGUCAUACUUUUUCUUCUAAAGGUUCUUCAGUUUUUGUUUUCUUUCGGAAUUAACAGAUCCUGCAAUGUGUUCAGCGACUUGCUACAGUGUACAUCGCUCUUUGCAAAGCUGGAGAAGUAAGCCAUCUCCGUUGGAGGCAUGAAUUUCAGUGUACGCCGCGGCUCUCAACCAACCGCUCCCUUACAAAGGAUUUGGAAGAACAAAGUGCCCAGAUGGAGCAGUGUCUUGAGUUGUGGAAAAAAGAGCUGCAUACUAAGCGUAUUCUGUACAAGGAACUGAAUCAUUUCACCACCCGUCAGUUGUUGUUCCUUCGAAAACAGCUGGCUGUUGUUCAGGGAAGAGGUCCCAGGGCUGUCGAUGACAUUCCUCUUGAGGUUUAUAACCUGUUGGAGAGUGUGUUACCUGGGGUUGAGCCAGCCAUCCUUAAAUCUGUACUUACCUCUUGUGGAAUUUGCAGCCAACAAACCAGCGACAGUAUCGUCAGAUCGUAUGGUGCGACCGGCGCAGUUCAACCUAGCAUUCUAUUGCACCAGCCCAGGUCGAAAUCAUCGCAUGAGGAAGUGUUUCAAACGCUUGUAGCAAAAUUGGAAUCGAUUGGUUACUCAGAGACUGAGAAAUUUGCCAUUGCAUCAAUGAUAUCAUGCAAAGAUGCCAGCGAGUUAGAUCUCUUCGUGUGGUGUGUAAAAAACGCUGGGAACAAAGAUCUAAUUGAUGCUAGUUACUCAGAAGCCCUUCGUGAACCCAGAUAUUUGGCACUUAUCGAUAAAGACAGUAGCUUAUCUAUAGAAGAGGAAGGGUGAGUUACAUACCACAUGGUUUUAUUUUUUAAAUAAAUCUCCACAUGAAACUAUGUAAGCGGCCUUAGCUCCCACGAGUCCCCUCUAGCUCAGUGGUAGAGCACCUGGUCUAGUUGCCAGAAUGCUUUUGAGCCGCCUGUGUCACUGACUGAAUAAGCAUCUUUCUUAUUUCUCCACGUUUGAAAAAGCAAAUUGGGACUAAAAACACAUUCUUGUCACUUUAGGCGAAAACUGAUAGCACAAUUUUCUUUGUUUACUCAAACGUUAUCCUACGACGUUUAAAUUUCCUACGACUGUAACCAUCGAGGAACAGAUAGCAUGUUGUGAUCACGUUGUUAAGAAUAAGGUGUGGUUUCUCAAAACUCGAAAACUAUACUUGACCAGCAGUGGCACUGCCAUCAUGGCAUGAGAUAUGGGGAAAUCCAGUGAUGUAUUUACAACAAUGAAAGUCUUUUGCAUGCGUAAAUGUUUCAGUUUUGUUUCGAACUUUUUACGGUUCUUGGAUAUCUGACGUUUUUUUGAUUUCGUUUAAGUUCUUCUGCAGCGGAUAUGAUGAUUGAGCCCGAAGAUCUUCCAGAACCCAUGGAAACUACUUUUACUUCUGAUCAGACAGCAGGCGGGGAGUUCUUAAGCCUUGACGAGCUGGGAAAAGUUCUAAGACAGCUUGCUUUGCAAGGUGUGAUUCAGCAUUCACCUCUAGAGAAUGUCUACUUAUCACUCAUAUUUGUAAUUACCAAAAUGGCAAGACACUUUUUUUAAAGCGAGUCCUGUUGCUCAUCCUAUCAUAUGAAAAUAACUUUUCAUUCACGUAGAAAUGAAAUUCUUGUUCAUGCACUGGUCGCCUCGCUUUCUUAAGGGGGCCUAAAGGAAUUCGGAGAUAAGUUCUUUAAAACUAAAACAUUUCGUUUCGUUAUUGCAGGUUCAAAGAAACGCAAAAGGCGUCACCCAAAAUAUCUUAAUCGUGGAAAGCCAAAUCUUGUGGUUAUUCCUAAAGGUAAAGAAGAAGGGGAAACUUUAUAGUUAUAAAAUACGCUGUCUUUUUCUUGCCUUCCUCUUCCCUCCCUCCCAGCCUUCUUCUAUAAUUGUGGCGUUGAAUUUCGUCGUCUCUCCUUCCUUUCUUCCUUCCUCUCUCCUCUCCGUUCUUCUUUUCUCCCUCUGGUGAUUGUUUUGAUUGUGUUCUUCCUUUAGUUAUGGAUUCAAAGGUUUGCCGUUAAAAUUGUACUCAGACCUAUAUUUCAAAUUCAUUUGUGCUUUUUAACCCCUUUCCUUUGUUCUUGCGCUUACCCGACCUCAUGUAAGAUAUUUAUUACAUUCCCUUUGCAGAUGACAUUCUAGGAACGGUGCUAUCCUUGUACAUGCAAGACACCUCACAAUCUCUGCCAAGUUCCGAAGAAGUGUUGAUAUGCUCUUCUGAUACAACUGCAGAAGAGGUAAGGUUUUUUUUUAAAAUUUCACGUCUCGAUUUAGAAUUUCGAUUUCGUGCAGUCAGGGGAGUCUUAUGUUAAGAUGUUGAAGGAGACCUGACACUCGGGUUACAAUAUAUUCCAAGGAAGUGAGUGUUUCAUGGAAGAUUCAGCGCGUUGUACAUAUGAUCUUUGCGACCUUUUUUUCUUUGUCUCUUAUUCGUAAACAAAGCUGAAAGAGCAUAAUUACGACGUAACACAGUAAGGGCUCCUGACCUGAAUCUGGACUGAUUAACGUCAUCAGCAUAUAACUAGCUUUUUUGGCCAAAAUGUAGACCUUUCUCACAGAAUGUCCCACUAGCAACAACCACGUUAAAACUGAUUCCGUUACAGAUUGAGCUUCUUUGGCGACGAGCCCUUGGUGACAGUGGAGUUCAGAUGUUCUGUUUGGUGCAUGUUGACCUUCUUGACUACAGUGUUUCCCAGAAAGCUGCUGACAGCCUGGAAUUCUUACUGCAGGAACCUCAAUGCAAUCGCAAUGAUGGUAUUUAAAGUUACCUUAAUGUUUUCUGUAUGCACAGAUUGGCCCAGUGGUUAAGGGAGCUGAAUUUUACGGCGGUAGCACGAGUUCAAAUCUGCGCUCUGCCCACAAAGUGUAGUUGUUAUAUAGCUGGAAAAUGUUUUCCCAACAGCGCGCGCUCGCGUUGGUUACUUCGAAGUCACAUGGCAUCUAACAUUGAAACUGCUUCUUGACGUCAGAGGGCAACAGUGCACUGUUACCCGCGAAUGUUGACCGCUCCGGAGAUAUAUUUAACAAUUAUUCUUUGAAAUCGAGGUGAAUAGUGGCUCAAAAUUUACCGAACCGCGAAGCGGCGAGCUAAAUGUUCCUAAAGCCACUAUUCACCGAGAUUGAAAAGAAUAAUUGUUUUAGUAUAUACACACGAAGUGAUCUCAACAAAAUCAGAGAGGAAACCAUUAAAAAAGUACGAUUUGAUUGACGGAUCAAAUCACGCGAAAGUUUAAAAAUAGAUCUCUACAGAAUUUUCAAACAUGGCAAUUCACAAGUUUAUCACUUCGCAAACAACAGCGUAAUGGCUUGAAUGGAACCGUUAAAAGUUUACAUUGUUUCCUUACCUGAGAAGAAAAGUAGAGCUUUGUUGUUUUCUGUUGAAAAGUUUAUAGUAAAAAAGGUUUGUUGUGUCGUUCUUCGCAUGAAGUGCUGACUAAAAUGGCGGCUCGGUUGCUCGAGGUAAGACGUCGUCUUCCUGGAGCAGUCUUUUUCCUAUUUACUUGAAACGUAGAAUUUCUGCAAACAUUUGCUUUCAAAUUUGUUUUUCAUAAAUAUACUUUGAUUUUUGGGCCAAAUUUUUCUAGUUAGGAAACGAUGAGUUCUCGAAACGGUCCCUUCUACGCGAAUAAACGGGAGUUGUAAACAAUCCAUCGAGCACAAAACUCAGCUACAGUAAAUGGAAAAACGCCGUUGUGAAUCCUUGGAAGUCUUUUCUUGCCUUAAAAGACGUCAACCCUAGGAUUUUGUCGACUUUUAAAAGAUCAUUCUCUAAAAAAAUGGAAAAACACCGAGCUCACACAUUAUCCUUUCGCUAGGAGGUGAAUAUUGUUGAAUAGUCCGAGAUACCGAACCAAUCAGGUUGCAUAAAUCACCAAGAUCACUGAGUGUGUUUAUAUUCGUAUAUUUGUACACACAAAAAAGGUUUUUUUUCAUAGGCUCCGCCUCGGGAAACAUUGAUAUUAUCGGGAGACAAAAUUAACUGUUUUCCUCGGGACCAGUCAUUAAGUGUCUAUUGUUUCUUGGUAGUCCUGAGAUCAGCUCCUCGGCCACGCCUGUAAAUAUCCAACUGGGUGGUCUCCUGCCAGUUGGAAGUUUUAACCGGUAAUUUUUAAUUUUUGUUAUUUUUUAAUGUGUUAUUGUAUAAAGUGAAAACGCCAAAGCAAGGUCCACACUGUUGCCGUAAAAACAGUAUCAGUGACAAACAGUUUUUUCUUCGCUGAAAUACUCGGACACUGAUAUAAUAUCGUGCGAAGAAUAUAUGUAUAUAAUACAUAAAUAUGCAUGUAGUUGACCAAACUCUCCCCGAAAGGAAAUGUAAUAGGGAAGAUGUUUGUUUACAGACAAUCUUAUUAUCUUUAACUACGGCCACAGUAACACAAACGGCCUCUGUUUUAAGUAACAGCCAACUGGCCUCAGGUUGGCUCAUGAUAUUAACAAGUUGCCUCAGUGAUACCUACACUAAAAAAGUGUCUUAAGAUGAAUCAUUACAAAGAGGACGUACGAUUGUUAUGACUGUUAAGCUGAUUCUUAGAGGGUUAUAUAAAUUCUCUCGUGAUGUAUUUUGCAGACAAAAGCCAGAAACCGCUUUCUUUUUUCCUCGUAACCAAGCAUUUGAUCCACUUAUUUUCUUGUUAGGGCUGUCUCUUGUGGUUAUCUGUAGUUCUGAGAAUGAAGACAGAGCUCAUAUGGCUGCAGCCCUUGAUCAAUACAGACUUGGAACUAUUCCACAUUGUGCUGCACCAAAGGAUAUCAGGCAAUAUCUACAGACGCAGUUCAAGUCGUGUCCUCAAACACCAGGAAGGUUUCAAGAUAAGGUCAUUCCAUGGGCACCUGCAGCAAUGUUGGACAAACAAAAGUAA